Cynoglossus semilaevis (tongue sole) is the source of this 2157-nucleotide messenger RNA. Its product is annotated as dynein heavy chain 10, axonemal-like. Gene Ontology annotation, biological process: microtubule-based movement. NCBI's taxonomy places the organism in Eukaryota, Metazoa, Chordata, Actinopteri, Pleuronectiformes, Cynoglossidae. Bases 349 to 2157 code for a protein of 602 amino acids. The transcript is spliced from 12 exons. Gene Ontology annotation, cellular component: dynein complex. The record is from RefSeq and is a predicted model, not a curated record. Gene Ontology annotation, molecular function: dynein light intermediate chain binding; dynein intermediate chain binding.
GAGAAAGCAAAAAACAAAGAAAAUGUAUAUAAAAACAGUUAUACUUAGGUUUAACUUAUGUAUAUUGUACAAUAACAAUGAAAACUGACAAAAGAAGUAUUAGUGCAACAAAUUUAAAAAAAACUAUUCAUUUUGUGUCGAGUUGACCACAAGGUUAAGACCUCGGUCACAGGUACAGCAGCCUUUCAGUCAAUUCACUGGGAACCAAACUCCACUUGUUAGGGUUGCCAUGGCACCGAGUAUCAACCACAAAAGCAAUUUGUCGCAAGGCAACGUCGGUUACUAUAGACAAAACUUUACAUUUAGACAUGUUCAUCGUUUAAAGAAAUUUUAAUUUUUUUUCACAAAAUGGUCCACGACGAUCUACGAGUGGAGUGGAUUCUCCAGAGAGUCAUCGCCGGCUUCGAUUUGUACGACCGUCCGGAAUGUUUAGAAGAACUUCUGAACCGAGGAGAUGGACAGGAGGAAGAGAAGAUGAUCCGCUAUCUGAAUCUGGUGUCUGAGGAGGAGUCACCCUCGUGUUUGCUCUUUUUCAAGGCCAUAAGAGAGGAAGAAAUCGAAGUUAAAAUCCCCGUCGAAAAGACGAAAGAUGAAGAUGUUUCAGAUCCUGAAAGUAAGACCUGGAGUCGAAGUGAAGCAGAGAUAACCUCAACAGCAGAGGACGCAGAAGAAGAAGAAGAAGAAGAAGAAGAAAGUUGUUAUAGGACUGAAGUUCAGGUGGUUUAUCACUUAGAGCUUCAUGUUGCAGUGAACAGUUACCCAGAAAGAUUUUUGAAAUCCACAGUCUUCUACUUCAUCAGGAACACAAAAGAGACUAUUGUUGAACCACUGGACAUGACUGAGGCCAACAUCUUGAUGCCCAGGCUCUUUGACAUUGGCAUGCACAGUGGCCACCCACUCCUCGUGCUGCAGAACAAACUUGCCAACGUUUACCUACCUAUGCUGAUGAUGCACCAAAUGAAAGUAACUGGUGCAGGCUAUCAGAGCCAGGCGGCGUCUCCUCAGCAAAACAGCGUUGAGGGAGCAGACAAGAGUCCAGUAAAGUCAACUAUAAGAAUCCCAAUUCGUGAUGAGUUGCUUAACAGAACACACAAGUACUUGGGACUGAUCAACACAUCUCUGCAGCACCUGCAGAUUCAAGAUGAUUUUACCCUAGACAUCCCUGAGUUAGAACUGAAACCAGAGGUGGACGUCCUCCUGUCUACUAAUGCAGAGAUGAUAGAGACACUGGAGCAGUGUGUGAUGAACUGGCAGACUCAGAUUACAGUUUUCAUAGAGGAGCAGCAAAACAAAAAGCCCCAGGCUCCAGGCCCUAUGGCCGAGAUCGCUUUUUGGCAGGAGCGAGCGUCUAUCCUGUGUGCACUUAGCGAGCAGCUGAAGGAGCCUAUGGUGAAGAAAAUUAUGUUGGAGAUGACCAAAGCAGAUGCAGCCAUUGUUCAGACCCUGGAGGGAACAGUUGCUGAACUUAAUAAAUACCGUGUUGAGUCAGACGAUAAUUUACGUUUCCUCAGCACACUGGAAAGACACUUUAUGAAUCUGGCCACUGGAUCACAUUUUGGUGUAAUUCUAGAGACUAUUCCUCCUCUGAUGGACAGCUUACAGAUUGUUUGGAUAAUCUCUCGCCAUUAUAACACUAAUGAACGAAUGCUGCCUCUAAUGGAGAGAAUCGCCUGGCAGCUUUGUGAACGGGUGUCACAGGUGGUGGAUGUCAGUACAAUAUUCAAAGAAAAGAGAGAGAUGGCCAAAUCCAUGGCUCGUGACGCUAAACAGGUCCUGGACCAGUGGAAGACGUCCUACUUUGUAGUUCGUGCAGAAAUUGAAGAAUCAGGACGAGGUGCACGCUGGGAAUUUGACCGCAAGAGGCUGUUUGAGAGAACUGAUUACAUGGCUUCCAUCUGCCAGGAUCUGUACAAUGUUUUGCAGGUUUUAGUGGAGUUCUACAACAUCUUUGGACCAGAGCUGAAAGGAGUGACACGUGACCAGAAACGCAUUGAUGAAGUGCUGCAUAGAGUGGACGCUCUGGUUCUGCCCAUUGAGGAGGUUCGUUUUAAUCCUUUUGACAUGAGCAAUAAGAGCAGCUGGAAAACCAUUAUGCGGGACUUUGACUCUACAGCUCAGGCUAUUGAGGCAGAGGCCAUUGGUGGACAGCAUUAUUGA